Penicillium verrucosum is the source of this 1035-nucleotide messenger RNA. RefSeq names its product zinc-dependent alcohol dehydrogenase family protein. The record is from RefSeq and is a predicted model, not a curated record. The coding region runs from base 1 to 1035 and encodes 344 amino acids. The transcript is spliced from 4 exons. Gene Ontology annotation, molecular function: oxidoreductase activity. Lineage: Eukaryota; Fungi; Ascomycota; Eurotiomycetes; Eurotiales; Aspergillaceae.
AUGCCAAUGCCGGACUCUUACAAAGCAUUUCGUCGCACUGCCGAUGGAUCAUCUGUUGAGAUGACGGAAGAGAAACUGCCAUCGUCUCUUCAGUCCAAUCAUGUUUUGAUUCGCAUCCAUGCAGUUUCUCUCAACUACAGAGACGUCGCCAUGAUGCACGGAAAGUAUCCAGUUCAAGUGAUUGAUCGUGGUAUCCCAGCCUCCGACUGUGCUGCAGAAGUCAUUACGGUCGGUUCCGACGUCAAAGACUUCAGCCCGGGAGAUCGUGUUGCGCCUCUUUUCGAUUUGAACACUGUCACAGGGCUUGAAGAUAACAUGCAGGUUCUUGGUGGUGACGUUGAUGGUGUACUACGACAAUACGCAGUCUUUGAUCAAAAGGUGUUGGUCCACUUACCUAAGCACCUGUCCUGGGAAGAGGCAGCUUGUAUUAACUGUGCCGGAACCACAGCCUGGAAAGCACUUGAUAUGCCACGAGCCGGGGGCACUGCUUUGCUACAAGGGACGGGGGGUGUUAGCAUGUUUGCGUUGUUGAUCUGCUUAGCAGCUGGCAUCCAGCCUAUUAUUACAUCUUCAUCCGACAAGAAGCUGGAGAUAGUGCGGGCGCUGGGCAAACCAGGAGCGGUACAGACCGUGAAUUACACAACACACCCUGACUGGGAUGAACAAGCGCGCCAUUUUACCUGCGGACGAGGUGUCGACGUUGUCGUUGACAAUGUGGGGCCCACCGCUAUCGCACAAGCUCUUUCGUCCCUUGCCCGUGGAGGUCUUAUCUCCCUUGUCGGCUUCCUAGGAGGGUUCAAUAUGGACAAGCAACCCGACGUACUUGGGCCUGUUCUACUGAAGAGCGCCAGAUUAAAGGGUCUUACCCCGGGCACGAAGCCUGAGUUCCAGGCUCUCUGCAAUUUCCUGGAAGAAAAGGCACUCCAGCUGAAGCCUUUAUUGGAUGACACUAUCUUUCCCUUCGAAGAUUCAAAGAAUGCUUUUGAUCAUCUUUAUGCGGCCAAACAUAUGGGCAAGGUGGUGAUCAGAAUGUGA